This is a messenger RNA of Anthostomella pinea, 978 nucleotides long. The record is from the annotation of a GenBank genome assembly. NCBI's taxonomy places the organism in Eukaryota, Fungi, Ascomycota, Sordariomycetes, Xylariales, Xylariaceae.
AUGACGAACAACGACGCUGGCAGCUCCAUAGCUGCUCCCGCAGCGGCAUCCAGCAAUGGCACCGCCUCCACCUCCGCGAACAAGGACAACAAGACUCCCUUCACCGUCAAGGCCGGACUAGCACAGAUGCUCAAGGGCGGUGUCAUCAUGGACGUGACAGACGCAGCCCAGGCGCGCAUCGCCGAGGACGCCGGUGCCUGCGCAGUCAUGGCCCUGGAGCGCGUGCCAGCCGACAUCAGGGCCGAGGGCGGCGUGGUGCGCAUGUCGGACCCGGGCAAGAUCAAGGAGAUACAGGAGGCCGUCACGAUUCCCGUCAUGGCCAAGGCGCGUAUCGGCCACUUCGUCGAGUGCCAGAUCCUCGAGGCGCUCGGCGUCGACUACAUCGACGAGAGCGAGGUGCUCACGCCGGCCGACGACGCCUUCCACGUCGAGAAGGCGCCCUUCAGUGUGCCCUUCGUGUGCGGCUGCCGCAACCUGCCCGAGGCCCUGCGCCGCAUCGCCGAGGGCGCCGCCAUGAUCCGCACAAAGGGCGAGGCCGGCACGGGCGACGUCGUCGAGGCCGUCAAGCACAUGCGCACCGUCAAGGCCGACAUCGCCAGGGCCAAGGCCGCGCUGCAGGAGGGCGGCGACCUCGCCAUCAGGGCGCUGGCGCGGGAGUUCGGCUGCGACGCCGCGCUACUAAGACAGACGGCCGAGCUGGGUCGGCUGCCCGUCGUCAACUUCGCCGCGGGCGGUGUGGCGACGCCGGCGGACGCGGCCCUGAUGAUGCAGCUGGGCUGCGACGGCGUCUUCGUCGGCAGCGGCAUCUUCAAGUCGGGCGACGCGGCCAAGCGGGCCAAGGCCAUCGUGCGGGCUACCACGCACUUCCGCGACGCCAAGGUGCUGGCCGAGUGCAGCGAGGGUCUGGGAGAGGCCAUGGUGGGCAUCAGCGUCAACAGCAUGAAGCCCGAGCAGAAGAUGGCCGGCCGCGGAUGGUGA